This is a messenger RNA of Rubroshorea leprosula, 1300 nucleotides long. The record is from the annotation of a GenBank genome assembly. Lineage: Eukaryota; Viridiplantae; Streptophyta; Magnoliopsida; Malvales; Dipterocarpaceae.
ACUUGUUCAUUGAUUCUCGACACCACACUUCUCAGACUGAUAAAUACUUGAAUUUUCCUCGCUUCAUCAAUGGCGGACAUGAGUAUCAUAGAAGCCAUGGAUCGCCUUUGGUUUCACAGAAUUAUUCUGUUCUCAGAACCCAUAUCACAGGAUGUUCCUAAAACCCUUAAACCCCAUAACAAUCUUUCGAGUCCAACAUCAAGCAUCUCUGUAUUAUCUCUUCCUGAAGCAGAAAUUUUGGAACCUGUUUCACUGCUUGAAGUAGAUAUGAACUUCAUGAAUUCAUCACUGUUACAAUUCAAGGAUGAUUCUAAUAAGGAAGAUGAAGUGAAUGAAAUCAAGGAGAAGAAUAGACCUUGGAGAACUCACUCAAAUUCUUCUUCACCAACGCAGAAACGUCCCAAGAAUUUCAGAUACUCAGGCUCAGGUAAUACAGAGACUACACUGAGUAAGUCCAUUACUUUUAGGAGAUUGAGAGAUUUGGAAUUUGAGGAAGUAAAAGGGUUCAUGGAUCUUGGAUUCAUAUUCAAGAAAGAACACUUGAACCCCAGAAUGAUGAGUGUAAUCCCUGGCCUUCAGAGACUCAACAAAAAUAACACAGAAGAACAAGCUAGGAAAGAUGAAGAUGAUACUGAACAAGACCAAGAUAAAAGAAGUGUAACAAGACCAUACUUAUCAGAGGCUUGGCCAAUAAAGAGACCCAACUCACCUUUAUUAAAUCUGAAGCAUCCAAGGGUGUUUGCAGGUUCUGAUAUGAAGAAACAUCUCAGGUUCUGGGCAAGAGCUGUUGCAUCUGAAAUCCGGCAGGAAUCCUAAACCUCCAAAAUUUCCCCAAGGAACAACCAGUCAAUCUCCAAGAAAAUGUUCAUGCAUGUAGCAGCAGCUGUAAAAAAGAAUUCCUCACUACAGACUCGAUAAUAUCAUGAAUAAAGAUGAGCAAAAGAGCACCUUUUAUCACUUGUUCAACGACUUUGUAUUUGAAGGUGGACAUUGUUUCCUUUCAUGUUUUAUUAAUGAUACAAAGGGGAGGAGAUAAGCCAACAAAAAGGAAGAAGGAGCUAGCGGAUGGGCACUCUUCCCAUAUGGAUAUCAGGAAGAUGACUUCUUAGAGCAACCAAGAGUCCCAUGACACCAUCUUCAUGUGUGUUUUUGUCUCCAUCAUCCUUUGAUGCAUUUUUCAUGUUAUUCUUAUUUAUCCUUCUGUUUUGGAGUGAGAUGGUGAUGUUAUGUCUUCAAUGCUCAUACAUGUAUGACCCUGUCCCUUGCUAUACUAAUUACACAUUAAAUCGCACAGAAGCGU